Molecule: messenger RNA, 992 nt
Organism: Lineus longissimus
Lineage: Eukaryota; Metazoa; Nemertea; Pilidiophora; Heteronemertea; Lineidae
Product: phosphatidylethanolamine N-methyltransferase-like
Exons: 6
Coding region: 264-677 (137 amino acids)
Biological process (GO): phosphatidylcholine biosynthetic process
Molecular function (GO): S-adenosylmethionine-dependent methyltransferase activity
Source: RefSeq, a predicted model, not a curated record
CACCCGAAACCUUCGGAAUUCAGAACAGAUUUCCCCGACCAAUCUUUCUGCAGAUCAAGCUCAAACAAGAAAAAAAACCUGUAUCCAACUCCAAGGCAUCCAUUCCAGAGAAUGCUAUAGAUUGGACAGAUGUGAACCUCAUCAUAACCAUCUCUGUCAUCAUCAUCAAUAAUGUGUUUUGGCAUUUGGUUGCCCAGUAUGAAUCACGGACCCACAAGCUGUCGAUUUUCUGCAAUUCUCCACAUGUUGCCUGCUACGUGUUCAUGUUCAUAUACCUGGCUUUCCUUCAUAAACAGGAACAGGCGUUUCAAGCACUGCUGAGAACACAACCAACAUGGCAUUUUCUCUCCAAGAACGUCACAUUAUACAUCGGGCAUUCCUUGACUGGCUUGGGAGUGUUUCUGGUCGCCGCAAGCUUUAGAUCACUGAAGGUCCCAGGAACAUUUCUAGGACCAGCCUUUGGCAUUCGAGGCCGCCAAGAGUCAUCAACAUUUCCAUUUGGGUAUCCUCGCCACAUCCUGGGAGCUGGCUCCGUCCUGUUUCACAUUGGGUUGUCCGUGGUGUCCAAGUGUCAGGCAGGGUUGCUUAUCGCCUCACUUCUAGCUGUAGCACAUACACUGGCAAUUUUAAUUCCAUGCAGGCCAGCUAUGGAUGAUUAUAAGAAAAAGGAGGACUGAUGUUCUCAAAUCUUGAAGUGUAUCUCAGGACAACAUACGUGAAGGACAACCUCUCAAUGUUAUUUCGUUACUGCACAAUUGUUGAUGACGCACUAUAACUUUGUUGCUUUUCAUAGACAGUGGGUGAUAUGAAUAAAGACUAGCAAAUGCUUUUAUCUAAAUCUCCAUGUACAUUUACACUAGGCCUUCCUGUACAAAACCGGAGUAAAAGCAUUUGCUAGUCUUUAUUCAUAUCACCCAGUGUUGCAUAUAUUUUUUGAAAUGUUAUUUUAUUCUAAGCCUGUAAGUUCAUCUUUAUGCAAAUAUAGUUCAUGU